Molecule: messenger RNA, 622 nt
Organism: Dermatophagoides pteronyssinus (European house dust mite)
Lineage: Eukaryota; Metazoa; Arthropoda; Arachnida; Sarcoptiformes; Pyroglyphidae
Gene: Mocs2B
Product: Molybdenum cofactor synthesis 2B
Biological process (GO): Mo-molybdopterin cofactor biosynthetic process
Source: RefSeq, a predicted model, not a curated record
AACGAAAAAAAAACAUCUGCAAAAAAAAACUAGUAUUGGGUGAAAAUAGUCGUACAUGUGUGGAAAACGUUCGAUUGGAUGAAGAAAAAAAACGAAGCAAUGGGAAAAAAAUGAAUCAAAAAAUUUCGAUCAAAUUAUCUCGUGAAAAUCUAAGCAUUGAUGAAGCGAAAAAAUUCGUAUCAUCACCAAAUUGUGGUGCAAUAUCCAUAUUUAUAGGCACAACACGAAUCAAUGAAAAUGAUUCGACCAAUUGUCAUGUUCAUUCACUUUAUUAUGAAGCAUAUGAUCAAAUGGCAUUGAAUAUGAUGAAUAAAAUAGUGAUGGAUAUAUUAUCCGAACAGAAUGAUGAUGAUCAAUCAAAUAUAAAAGUAUAUGUUCGCCAUAAAAUUGGUCAUGUACCAUUGGGUGAAACAUCGAUUAUUAUUGCCGUAUCAUCACCGCAUCGAUUAGCUGGUCAUCGAAUGGUGAUGGAAAUUUUGAAUAAAAUUAAACAAACUGUACCGAUAUGGAAAAAAAUACAGUUCGAUAGUAAAGAUAUCAUUGAUGGUAAAUGGAGUGAUAAAAGUGAAGCAUUCUGGCUACAGCAAUCAUAAAAUUGAUUUAUUAUUUUUUCAUCUAAGAU